Molecule: messenger RNA, 1389 nt
Organism: Symsagittifera roscoffensis
Lineage: Eukaryota; Metazoa; Xenacoelomorpha; Acoela; Convolutidae
Product: guanine nucleotide-binding protein G(i) subunit alpha-like
Exons: 5
Coding region: 1-1389 (462 amino acids)
Biological process (GO): adenylate cyclase-activating dopamine receptor signaling pathway; sensory perception of chemical stimulus
Cellular component (GO): heterotrimeric G-protein complex
Molecular function (GO): G-protein beta/gamma-subunit complex binding; guanyl nucleotide binding; G protein-coupled receptor binding
Source: RefSeq, a predicted model, not a curated record
AUGGGAUGUCAAACUUCAGCAGAAUUACAAGCCUCCCAAAUUAUGCUGGAAGACGGAGACGAAAAAGUAGUCGACCGAAAUUCCGAAAAAGAUCCCGCAGGAUUUGGUCAAACUGGGCAGAGUGAAACAUCAAAAGAAAUUACUUUUCUUUUUCUCGGAAUUUCAGAAAGCGGAAAAACUACAAUUUACAAAAUGUUAAGAAAUGUUUUUACAGCCGAGACGGGUCCCCCGAGUAUGAGCGAGAAGCAAAUGAUUUUGAAAGAUAUCAAGAAGUAUGUCUUCGAGAGCCUUAUUUCCGUCAUUAAAGCCAUGAAAAGUAGCGACAUUGAUUUCGAGCGAGGAUCCAACCAAGAUACAGCUACGAAGCUACUUCAACUGCGACCAGAAAGUUUUGAGAGUAGUCUAACGUCUCUAGCAGGUCAAAUGUGUGGACUCUGGAAUGACCGCGGUUUCAUAAGGGCAUAUCGGAUGCUAGACGACAAGAAACCUUUUUGGAACCUCCCUUAUUAUAUCGACAAGCUGACCGAGAUCACAGGAGCAGAGCCUCCAGCAGACGAAAACAACGUCGACACUGAUUACGGAUUCGUGCCAAGCGAUCAAGACAUGUCGCGGAUCCACGCCUCGACAAUCAGCAUCCACUCUGAGAAGGUGACUGUGAGGGGCAUCUACCAGUGUCGGCUGGUGGACGUGGGGGGACUGCGGGAGGAGAGGACGACCAAGUGGGCCCAGUGCUUCCGCAACACAAGUGCAGUCAUGUAUGUCAUCGACUGCAGUGCAUUCGACAUAAACCUCGCCGAGGACUCAAAUAAGAACAGACUGCUCGAAUCCUUAGAGUGCUUUGAACUGCUAGUGAGCAACCGGUUCCUCCAAGGACUCUCUUUUGUCCUAUUUCUCAACAAGCAGGACGUCCUACUAGAGAAGAUUUGCAAGCUGAACAAACGCAUCUACUCUCGCUCCACUGGCUUCGUCGGCUACUCGGGCUUCAAAUUAGACGAGGAGGAAGAGAAAGAAAUUGAAAAAGUAAUAACAUUUGAAGUGAUCGGCAUGGCUGGAUUAACUGCCAAAUUCAUCGAAUAUCCAGUGGAAGACCUAACCGAAUACUUUAAAACACGCGCUUUCAUCAAACACAUGUUCGAGACAGUUUUCGACUCAGUUCGCGACUUAGCAGCUCUGCGACUGGACUCGGCAAACGAAUUGGGCAAAAUAAUCGGAGCCAGUUCGCCCCCCUCGCCCUUCUUCAGGAAAAACAGAACUUACCAGAGAAGUAGGAGAGGUCACGUGUUUCCAUACUACAUAGUGGCAGUUGAACCCGACUCAGUGGCUAAAAUUUUCCCGGACGCUGUCAGUAAUAUUUUGAAGGAGUAUGUCCACAACGCAAAACUUUUAUAG